GUUCCGCCCCACCCGCCGCGGCCGUUUCCCCCGGGCGCUCUCGGGCGAUCCCUCUCCCCCGUCUCCCUCCUUUCUUCUCCCUCUCCCGGCCCUCCCCCGGCCCGCCCGGCCGGACCCCUCGUGCCGCCGCCGCUCCCCCACGUGCUCCGUGUCGCGGGAUAUCGUGAUAGCGGGACCCGCGUUCUCACGUGUGCCCGCUGUGCCCGGGGCCUUUCUCAUGCCUUCUGUGAUUCAUCGCUCGGGCGCAGGAUGGACGAUGAAUCGCCAGGCGGGACGUGCUGCUCGCACAGGACAGGACAAUGAAGCACACGAGGAGCAUGAUACUUCUACUGAAAAUACAGAUGAUUCUAACCACGACCCUCACUUUGAACCCAUAGUUUCCCUUCCUGAGCAAGAAAUAAAAACUCUGGAAGAGGAUGAGGAAGAACUCUUCAAGAUGCGAGCGAAGCUGUUCCGGUUCGCAUCCGAGAACGAGCAUCCCGAGUGGAAGGAGCGAGGGACUGGGGAUGUGAAACUCCUGAAACACAAGGAGAAGGGAACAAUUCGCCUCCUCAUGCGGAGGGAUAAAACUCUCAAAAUCUGUGCAAACCAUUACAUCACACCCUUGAUGGAGCUGAAGCCCAAUGCCGGGAGCGACAGGGCCUGGGUCUGGAACACACACGCUGACUUUGCAGACGAGUGCCCCAAGCCUGAACUCCUGGCAAUCCGCUUUCUAAACGCAGAGAAUGCACAGAAAUUCAAGGCAAAAUUUGAAGAAUGCAGGAAUGAAGUAGGCAAGAAAGCAAAGAAAGCAGGCACAGACAAAAAUGAUAGUGCUGAUAAAGUUGCUGAAAAACUAGAAGAGCUUUCUGUAAAGGAAGAAAGCAGAGAAUCUGAGAAGAAGGAGACCAAGGAAAAAACUGAAGAAAAGCAAUAAAAUCAUCCUGGGCCUUGCAGUUUUUCCUUUACUUUUUUCUUUCUUUUCUUUUUUUUUGUUUUGUUGUUUUGCCUUUUUUUUUUUUUUUAAUUUUUUUACAAGGGACUUUAUAAGGAACACAGAUCAACAUUCAGGUUGUUUUUUUCUAAGCUUUUGCCCUUUGGAAGGUGUCUUCAGAAAAAUCCAUUCCCCAGUCAUGAAAAUGUACUGUGCUAACUUUCUUUUCCAUAGUGGAAACACUUAUUUAUAGUCAUCCAAAAGAGUGAAUAAAACAAAUGUGCAAACAGCAUCAGGGGCAGAACUGUAAAGGCUUGUGAAUACACUUGUUUCCUUGGGUGUGAAGCUACAUAUCAUCAUUCCUGUGGAUUAAGCAGGUUAACAGACUUUUACCAGCAGGGAAGGUCAGGAUGCAUUUGUGUUUCUUCUCUGGCUUCUCAGUGUGAUGUCCCAGAGCUUUCCCUGGUGCUGUGUGUGCUGGGCAGGGGAUGUGCCAGGGAAUGGGGCACUGAGAGCCUUCCUGGCACACUUUGGUGCUGAGCCAUCAGACAGGGAAAAGGAAGGUGGGGGAGAAAAUGCAUUAUGUGAGAUUUGACAAGGAUUUUCCUCUUAAGAAACAGAACCUGUGCUUCCCCCCUGCCCCAAAUUUGCUCAUGCUACAAAGGCUUGAUUCCAGCAGAAAGCUGCUGCUGUUGUCCCAGCUCUUCCAUGACGUGCUCCUUGCUGGCUGAAGGCACAGCAGCCUGUUCUGCCGAGGUGUGUGUGCAAAGGAACCCAAACUGUGUGAGUACCUUCCUGAGAUUCCCCCUGUCAGCACAUCCUGGCAGUUGUAGGCUAAAACUGAAAAGCUUUUUUUUCCCAGGGCUCUGGAGCUCACGUUGUUUUUACAAACUGGAGGAGUUCUGAACUUCUCAGAUGCUUGGUGGGGAGGCUGUCCCUCCUGGAGGGUGGCAGUCACUUGGGAACAGUUAAUGAAGUUGUACAAGCCUGAGGGACACUCUCCUUGCCACAAUGGGCAAAUUGGAUCAACAACAAACAUUUGCAGUGAGGAGACGACCCAUUUCAAGGUAGUGCUAGAGUAAGAAGAAAAACUAUAGUAAGCAAUAAAAUCAACACAAUUAAGUCUGAUAGAUGAAAUGAACUUCGUUGUUGAACACUAAUACAAGGAUUGUGUUAGGAUAGUGAUGAAAUUUUGUAAUAGUUUCCAAAAUAAUUAAUGAAAACCAGACAAAACCUGCUAAACUGUAAGACUGAGUGAUGUUAACGUUGGAUAGCAAGACCUUUUUAUCUUCAUAAAGAGGCUUUUAACUUGGUCAGGUUCUGCAGCCUACUUGAGGAAAGUAUAUUUUUUAAAAAAUCAUGUUUUAGCAUUGUCUUUUAAUGCUACCAUGAAUGAGUCUUAAAUCUGGAACUGUAAUUAAGGUACUCACUUCAUUCAAACAGAGUAAUUCCUUUGGUGUUUUGCACAUUCCCCUUCAAGUACAGCAGAUAUCAAAAGUCUGUUAAUUAACAAAGGUGGUUGAAAGGCAAAAUAAAAUGCUCCUUAGUGUUUCUGGUUUGGAAAUAACAAGACAAAGCUAUUCUGAAGUAUUUAACAUUUGAAUGUAAAAGCCAAAUCUUUAUCCAUGAGUCACUGUAAAUUCUCUGAUCUGAUAAUGUCAAACGGUGUGUCUAAAUUGAUAGAAAUGACAUUUUAAAAAUUCAAAAUAAACUUAAAUUUUCAUUUAAA
Molecule: messenger RNA, 2642 nt
Organism: Neopelma chrysocephalum (saffron-crested tyrant-manakin)
Lineage: Eukaryota; Metazoa; Chordata; Aves; Passeriformes; Pipridae
Gene: RANBP1
Product: RAN binding protein 1
Exons: 6
Coding region: 218-916 (232 amino acids)
Biological process (GO): nucleocytoplasmic transport; positive regulation of mitotic centrosome separation
Cellular component (GO): cytoplasm; nuclear pore; centrosome
Molecular function (GO): GTPase activator activity
Source: RefSeq, a predicted model, not a curated record